Messenger RNA from Prorocentrum cordatum, 508 nucleotides. NCBI's taxonomy places the organism in Eukaryota, Dinophyceae, Prorocentrales, Prorocentraceae. The record is from the annotation of a GenBank genome assembly.
AAAAGACGGGGCUGCGAGGAUGGAGGAAGGCGGAGGCCAACGGCCUCCUUCGACUUGGCAGGAGGGUGAGGGCACUCCCCAGGCGCAGACGCAGUGGAGGCCCCUCGGCGAGGCGCCCGCCGUCGUGCAGGACACCGCCAGGCGGCUUGCGCAGCGCUGCCAGGAUGGACUUGGCGGCGAGCUCUACGCCGCUGCGAGGCGUUGCCUGCGGGAUUCCGCCAGCUCGCUGGAGCCCCCCGGCAGCCAGCGGCACCGCCUGCUCGAGCUGCUGGGCGAGGAGAAGAUCGGUUUCCUCUCCCUCAUCGACCAGCUCGUGCAUAUGGAGAUGCGGUGGGGGCUGCAGGAAGGCCCAGUGAGGAACCUGAGCAAGGUCCCGAGUCUGAGCAUGUUCUUGGCUUGAGCGGGUUGCCGUUCGGCAAACCCCAGCGCCGGGGCGACCGCCGCGGCGACCGCCCCGGCCAUGUACGCCUACAAAGAAGGUAGACUCGAACGGGGAAAAGUUGCGUAA